Racocetra fulgida is the source of this 300-nucleotide messenger RNA. Lineage: Eukaryota; Fungi; Glomeromycota; Glomeromycetes; Diversisporales; Gigasporaceae. The record is from the annotation of a GenBank genome assembly.
AUCAAUCUAAUCCGUCAUCACCAAUUUCACCACCGGAUUCAAUACAACCUAAUUCAAUGGCAUCAGAAUUACCACAAUAUCGACUUUUGCUCGAUAGAAUGCGUCAAACAGCAGUAGGAUUAAAAUUUUUAUAUCAUGCACAUAAAUUAAAUGAUGAUAAGAACAAUUGUCCUGAUAAUGAAUGCAAACUGGAUUUAGAUUUAUAUGAGGAUUGUUUAAUAACGGAAGAAGUGACAAAUAUUUAUAAUGGAGCUAAUAAAAAUACGAAUUGUACAAAUCUUCAUAAUAAUCAUAAAGAUA